This is a messenger RNA of Oncorhynchus gorbuscha (pink salmon), 291 nucleotides long. Its product is annotated as exocyst complex component 3-like protein 2. Gene Ontology annotation, molecular function: SNARE binding. Gene Ontology annotation, cellular component: exocyst. NCBI's taxonomy places the organism in Eukaryota, Metazoa, Chordata, Actinopteri, Salmoniformes, Salmonidae. The record is from RefSeq and is a predicted model, not a curated record. The transcript is spliced from 2 exons. The coding region runs from base 25 to 285 and encodes 86 amino acids. Gene Ontology annotation, biological process: exocyst localization; exocytosis.
UAGGAGCUGCUGGGCCGGCUGCACAUGGAGAUGAUGGUGGAGUAUGUGAAGAGGAUGAUGAAGAGGAAGAUGAGGCUGAAGGACAAGGAGCAGCAGGAGGCAGCAGCCAAGUUACUGGCUGAAGACAGCAGCAAACUGAGUACCUACUUUACUGAAGCGGGGUCCAAAAUAAGCUGGCUGAGUGAGGUCCUCCCUAAAAUGGCGGAGGUGGUCAGACUGCAGGACCCAGGAAGCAUCCAGCUGGAGAUCGUCACCCUGGCUAGGGACUUCCCAGACCUUAGGUGAGACAGA